Parathielavia appendiculata is the source of this 1192-nucleotide messenger RNA. RefSeq lists its product as uncharacterized. Lineage: Eukaryota; Fungi; Ascomycota; Sordariomycetes; Sordariales; Chaetomiaceae. The transcript has 2 exons. Bases 349 to 987 code for a protein of 212 amino acids. The record is from RefSeq and is a predicted model, not a curated record.
CUUGGCUUCAAACCCAGGCAGUCAAGGCCCAAAAUGUUGAGUUGUGACGUCUCAAGGCGCCAGGGCACAGCCCACUGCCGAGCGGAAAGAAGCGUCUUGGCAGACUUACACGUGCUGACAACGCCCGGGGGUGAAGAUGACGUGUGCUCGAUACAGCAUUGUGACUCUAGCAGACUGUCAUGCUCUCGAGUCUCUGGAUUCACAAUAAAUGGAGAGUGCAGAGAGUCAAUGAGAAGAAGCCUUCUCUUCUAUAGCUCGUUUUCCCGAGCGUCUCUCCAUUUCUUUCGCCAGGAAUUCAGGUUUAGAUUUGACUGAGAUUCGGGCCCUCACAAGUGACAACGAUAACUUAUGGGGGGUGGGUCCAGCAGCCUCAUGUGGGCCCGUGCCAGCCUGAAGACUGUCGUCGCCUUCGCCUGUCGCCCUCCAUCAUGUUCUCCCCAAGUCGUCCGAAUUGAUCGUCGGCGACAGCGACCUCAGCAGCGGCGCACUGCGCAGUUGUCUCCAAGGUUUUCAAUACGGCCCUGGACCAUCGACUUGACGGGUUGUGCAAAUCCCUGUCUUUUAGCCCCAUCGACCUUUCGAGCCUCGCCAGGGUCAGCAGAUCGAAUUCCGAUUCUCAAAAUCUCCAUUCCGGUUCGUCCGCCGUGUCUUCCGCGACUGCUGUUGCCUGCCCUCUCCGUUGCAACACCACCACCAUCCGUCGGCACGGCGAGCAAUCCAUCUCGAUCCUUUCCCCCACUGAACCUUCUUCCGCUCGAUCCGACCCACCUGUUCGACCGCCGCCGCCUACAAGAUGCGUUUUCGGCAGAGUAUGGCCAGGCACUUCGGGGACAGUGUAAGGACCCGGAUUCUCUCCGCCCUGCUCUGACGGGGAGUCCUGGUAUAGGACUCGAAAUUUCUUCUGCAAGUGCGAAGGAUGUUGGCCUGCUGCGGCCUUUCUCCGGGCGAGUCGGUUCGGAACUUUUGAGGGUCGGGCGGGUGUGCUGAUGAAAAAAGAUGUGGGGUGUAAUCAGUGGGAUGUGAAAGGCCGAUGCCCUUGUUUCCUCCUACCCUGGCUUGCAAAUUUGCUGUUGAACGUGGAAUUGUUUGCAUGCUGUUGAUUUCGUUGCCUGGGCUGUGGACUAAUAUAUGCACAGCUCUCCAUGUCUCCCCCGAAACCAUACCUUUCUUACUACGAUAUCCGCCGUACGUG